UGUGGCUACCCCAGUUCCCUUUGACUCGACUUGAGGGAAGUUUACACACCUAACCUCCCACAGUACGUCAUUUGACUAGGCUGUGCAGGUUUCCUCCUAAUAAUUCCAGUAUUCAAAUGUUGUAUUGCUGCAUGAAGACAGCAGGCAAAGAUAUCAGAUAGCGAGGCUGUGCUGUGCUGUGUUGGGCUUGGCGAGUGUGGCACUCAGAAAGACUGCAGUCCGUUUCAGUCUUCCACUGGGCCGGCAGCUCAUGGCUGCGAGGACCCCGUCAUGACCCUGAGACUGGACACAGCAGGUAAUGAGGGAAGGACUUGAGGAAGAUGAUUAGAAGUGGUGUCAUGUCUUUGCCUAUGAAACCACAUCACCUCAGCUAAGACUCCUUGUUUGCACACACACACGCACACACACACACACACACACACAUCCUCCUCUGCAACCUCCACAUCUAACCAUGGAUCCUGACCCUGAGCCAGAUCUCCCGCCCUCCGCUGUGGACGACGAAGAUGCUCCAGACCUGGAGUGUGCCAUCUGUUUUAGCCAGUUCGACAACGUCUUCCGCACGCCCAAGAUGCUCGGCUGCAAGCACACCUUCUGCCUGGAGUGCCUCGCGCGCAUGAACGUCAAGUCGGCGCAGCCCAACUCCAUCCAGUGCCCGCUGUGCCGCGGCCACACUCCUCUGCCUAACCUCGGGCUGCCCAAGCUGGACACGGACUCCACCGUGCUCUCCUGCCUGCCGGCUGCCAUGCAGCGCGUCUACAGCAUCCGCUUCAGCCGCAGCAAAGGUCGCCUGCAGGUCAAGCGGCCCGACGAGGGCGUCCUGCCCUUGGCCGCGCGGACGGUCAGCCACACGCUGGACGUGGGGCUGCCGGCCGGCAGCGGUGGCAGUGGAGGAGCCGGCGGGGAGCAGUCGGGCCAAGAGCGGGGGCAUGGGAGAGGCUGCUUGGCCAUGCUGCGGAGGCAGGCGCAGAGGCCACCCUGCCGGGCCUGCAUCAUGGCCACCACGGUCCUGCUCAUGGUGGUGCUCACCAUCGUCGUCAUCUUCCUUCUCUCGUCUCGGAAUUAA
Alosa alosa (allis shad) is the source of this 1063-nucleotide messenger RNA. Its product is annotated as RING finger protein 225. The coding region runs from base 452 to 1063 and encodes 203 amino acids. Gene Ontology annotation, molecular function: ubiquitin protein ligase activity. Gene Ontology annotation, biological process: protein ubiquitination. The transcript has 2 exons. Lineage: Eukaryota; Metazoa; Chordata; Actinopteri; Clupeiformes; Clupeidae. The record is from RefSeq and is a predicted model, not a curated record.